AUGUCACAACAGCAAGUCUUACACGCGUAUAGGCACCUGUAUCGGCAUAGUCUGCGGGCUAUUCAAUUCUCCAAGCCAGCCCGAUACACGCUGCGUGACCGCCUCCGUCUGGCGUUCCGUCGCGGCAGUGCCUCUGACUUUGAGCCCCAGAAAGUGCAAAACACGCUGGAAUUUCUUCAGUAUGCCACGAGAGAAAACGGCCUAGAGCACAAGAUAGUGAAGAACUUGUUGUUUGUAUGGUGGGUGCAGAGUCAAGGAGGCUACGGAAGGCACAAAGCGAAGAUUCUAACCCGCGAUGAACUCGAGAUCAAGACAACUGCAUACGAUGUCUUCAAUCACAACAUCUGUAUGUUGAACGAAAGCAUGGGGCUUUGCCUGCCAGCAAUGACCCUUCGCGAUCCUAGAUGA
Messenger RNA from Bipolaris zeicola 26-R-13, 408 nucleotides. RefSeq lists its product as uncharacterized. The transcript has 2 exons. NCBI's taxonomy places the organism in Eukaryota, Fungi, Ascomycota, Dothideomycetes, Pleosporales, Pleosporaceae. The record is from RefSeq and is a predicted model, not a curated record. Bases 1 to 408 code for a protein of 135 amino acids.